AUUCAAAUAAAAGUCAGUUGUAGAUGACCCCUCCUGGUACUGGGAUGUUCCCUCUUGGGGAACCCUCUUGCGUAGCCUCUUGGGAGUCAGCCCCAAAUGCCGGAGGUGGAGUCAAGUUUUUUGUUUUGUUUUCCUUUCUCCCACUUAGUAGACCUGGGGUAGCAGGCCCAGGGUGCUGUCCAAACCAGGGUGUCCUUGGGUUUGAAGAGCAGUGCUAAGCCUUCCAGAUGCUCCCCAACCGUGCAUACCUGCCAUGUACACACAGGCACAUCAGAGAGUAGAACUGACUGCUGAUUGGCAGAACAUUGGUCUGAAAGGGCCACAUUUUAUCCAAAGCAUUGGUUCUGGGCUGCGGGGGCCUCUGCGUUUCAGAGGCAAGCCCGAGGGUUCCAGGAUGAUGAAGAAUCACCGCUUGGGUCCUCUGGCCUGGACUACGAGUCUGGGAACUUCCCCAGCCCCAAAUCCCCACUGAGUCCCUAGAGUUGAGCCAGUUGGGACGUGGGAGUACUGGGAGAUGGGGAACCACCCAUGGGGAGCCUGGCUGGAGCCUCCAGUGAGGCUGCGGCUCCCUCCUGUUCCUCUUAUGCAGCAGGGGCGGGGGAGGCGGGGACACCUCUAGCGGGCUGGCCUAGGCUGGAGGUGGCGGAUAGCACUCCCUCGGCUGGUUAAUCAUUGCCAGGCUACAGCCACAUCCUGGUUACCAAUCCCCGGUGCCACAGCUGCUGGGGUGGACCCAUGGGGGUGCCCUGUCUUUUUCUCAGGUGCCACCUUGUGGUAGCUGAUGGGUUUGUUGCAGCUCAGGUGGGGGGGGCUGGGCACUGUAGGAAGCAGCCCAACAGUUACCGGGAUAAAUCUUCAUCAUCCUAGGGUGUCUGCCCGCUCCUCCCCCCACCCCCCCACACACACCUGCCUGGCUGGAAAAGUUCUCCCUGGUUGGAGCUGGCUCCACCUCGGGGUGACAUCACCACUGGCCAAGGGUCCUUGGGCCAGGGCCACUGCCGUCUCCUCCCGACCCAAGGCCCCGGUCACUGCCGUCUGGGAGGAGGGCAAGCCCUUCUGUGAUGCUGAGUGCCAGCUGGUCACCCUGCUGGACGACAACAGCCUCCACCUGUGGAGCCUGAAGGUCAGAGGAGGGGUGUCAGAGCUACAGGAAGAUGAGAGUUUCACGCUGCGUGGCCCCCCAGGGGCUGCCCCCAGUGCCACACAGAUCACUGUGGUCCUGCCUCAUUCCUCCCGCGAGCUCCUCUACCUGGGCACCGAGAGUGGCACCGUGUUUGCGGUGCAGCUGCCAGCCUUCCGCACGCUGGGGGACAGGACCAUCGGCUCGGACGCUGUGCUGCAGGGGUUGCCCGAGGACGCCCGCCACCGGCGGGUGUUCGAGAUGGUGGAAGCUCUGCAGGAGCACCCCCGCGACCCCAACCAGGUCCUCAUCGGCUACAGCCGCGGCCUCAUCGUUGUCUGGGACCUGCGGGGCAGCUGCGUGCUUGGCCAUUUCCUCAGCAGCCAGCAACUGGAGAACGUCUGCUGGCAGCGGGACGGCCACCUGAUUGUCAGCUGCCAUUCCGACGGCAGCUAUUGCCAGUGGCCUGUGUCCAGCGACACCCAGCACUCGGAGCCCCUGCGCAACUGUGUGCCUUACGGUCCUUUUCCUUGCAAAGCUAUUACCAAAAUCUUCUGGCUGAUCACCAAGCAGGGGUUGCCUUUCACCAUCUUCCAGGGGGGCAUGCCGCGGGCCAGCUAUGGGGACCGCCACUGCAUCUCGGUGGUCCACGACGGCCAACAGACAGCCUUUGACUUCACCUCCCGUGUCAUUGACUUUACUGUCCUUGCUGAGGCAGACCCUGCUUCAGCCUUUGAUGACCCCUACGCCCUGGUGGUGCUGGCCGAGGAGGAGCUAGUGGUGAUUGACCUGAAGGCGGCUGGUUGGCCACCAGUCCAGCCUCCCUACCUGGCCUCCCUUCACUGCUCCGCCAUCACCUGCUCCCACCACGUCUCCAACAUCCCCCUGAAGCUGUGGGAGCGGAUCGUCGCCGCUGGCAGAGAGCAGCACACACACUUCUCCACCAUGGAGUGGCCCAUCGAUGGUGGUACCAGUCUGGCCCCAGCCCCUCCCCAGAGGGACCUGCUGCUCACAGGGCACGAGGAUGGCACAGUGCGCUUCUGGGACGCCUCCGGUGUCUGCUUACGGCUACUCUACAAACUCAGCACGGUACGGGUGUUCCUCACCGACACAGAGCCCAGCGAGAACCUCAAUGCCCAGGGCGAGGAUGAGUGGCCCCCACUCCGCAAGGUGGGCUCCUUCGACCCCUACAGUGAUGAUCCGAGGCUGGGAAUCCAGAAGAUUUUCCUCUGCAAAUACAGUGGCUACCUGGCUGUGGCGGGCACGGCAGGGCAGGUGCUGGUGCUGGAACUGAAUGACGAGGAGGCGGAGCAUGCCGUGGAGCAGGUGGAGGCCGACCUGCUGCAGGACCAGGAGGGCUACCGCUGGAAGGGCCACGAGCGCCUGUGUGCCCGCCCGGGGCCCGUGCGUUUUGAGCCCGGCUUCCAGCCCUUCGUGUUGGUGCAGUGCCAGCCCCCGGCCGUGGUCACCUCCUUGGCCUUGCACUCUGAGUGGCGGCUCGUGGCCUUUGGCACAAGCCACGGUUUUGGCCUCUUUGACCACCAGCAGCGGCGGCAGGUCUUUGUCAAGUGCACGCUGCACCCCAGUGACCAGCUGGCUUUGGAGGGCCCCCUGUCCCGUGUGAAGUCCCUAAAGAAGUCCCUGCGCCAGUCCUUCCGCCGGAUACGGCGUAGCCGGGUGUCAAGCCGGAAGCGGCGGCCAGCUGGUCCCCCUGGGGAGGUGCCGGAGGGAGGCGCCAGGGCUGAGCGGACAGGUACGCAGAACAUGGAGCUGGCCCCUGUGCAGCGUAAGAUCGAGGCUCGCUCAGCAGAGGACUCCUUCACGGGAUUCGUCCGGACCCUCUACUUUGCUGACACCUAUCUGAGGGACAGCUCCCGCCACUGCCCCUCGCUGUGGGCUGGCACCAACGGUGGUACGGUCUAUGCCUUUGCCCUGCGUGUGCCCCCCACCGAGCGGAGAAUGGAUGAGCCCGUGCGGGCCGAGCAGGCCAAGGAGAUCCAGCUGAUGCACCGAGCGCCCGUGGUGGGCAUCCUGGUGCUGGAUGGACAUAGCGUCCCCCUUCCUGAGCCCCUGGAGGUGGCCCAUGACCUGUCAAAGAGCCCAGACAUGCAGGGAAGCCACCAGCUGCUUGUGGUGUCAGAAGAACAGUUCAAGGUGUUCACGCUGCCCAAGGUGAGCGCCAAGCUGAAGCUGAAGCUGACCGCUCUGGAGGGCUCGCGGGUGCGGCGGGUCAGCGUGGCCCACUUCGGCAGCUGUCGAGCCGAGGACUACGGGGAGCACCACCUGACUGUCCUCACCAACCUGGGUGACGUCCAGGUGGUCUCGCUGCCCCUGCUCAAGCCCCAGGUUCGGUACAGCUGCAUCCGCCGGGAGGAUGUCAGCGGCAUUGCCUCUUGCGUCUUCACCAAAUACGGCCAAGGAUUCUACCUGAUCUCACCCUCAGAGUUUGAGCGCUUCUCUCUCUCCACCAAGUGGCUGGUUGAGCCCCGGUGUCUGGUGGAUUCAGCAGAAACCAAGAGCCACAGCUGCCCCCGCAACGGAUCAGGCCCAGAGAAGGUCUCAGGCCAAGCCAGGAACUCAGGGAGCCAGAGUGAUGGAGAGGAGAGGAGGCCUGGCCCGGUGAUGGAGCACGCUCUGCUCAAUGAUGAGAGGGUCCUGAAGGAGAUUCAGAGCACACUGGAGGGAGACCGAGGGAGCUAUGGCGACUGGCGAUCUCAGCGAGUGGCCACGGGUUACAGCCUCAGCAAUGGGGGAGCAGAGUGAGCAGGUCGCAGGUCCAGGCUACGCGAUGAACACACACUACUGAGGGCGCUUCCUGGGGCGCUGCCCCCCCGGCCCCGGGAGGCCCAUGAACUGGGCUGUGCCAGGGACUGGAGCCAACCCCGGUGCGCACCCUGCUGCUGCUCUUGGCCUCGGAGAGGAGGGACCCCAGGGCCGUGGGGCUGCCCCACCUGGGCCUUGUCUGUCUUGGUUCUUUUGUCAAUGUUGCACAGUUUUUUCUCCCUCCCCUUUUUGUAGUGGGCUGGGUUUUAAAUUAUAAAUUUUAACUGCCUCUGGGUGAAAAAGUUUUUAAUAAACACCUUAUUACCUCUUCA
Prionailurus viverrinus (fishing cat) is the source of this 4215-nucleotide messenger RNA. RefSeq names its product LLGL scribble cell polarity complex component 2 (gene LLGL2). Bases 782 to 3883 code for a protein of 1033 amino acids. Lineage: Eukaryota; Metazoa; Chordata; Mammalia; Carnivora; Felidae. Gene Ontology annotation, molecular function: GTPase activator activity; myosin II binding. The transcript has 23 exons. Gene Ontology annotation, cellular component: plasma membrane; cytoplasm; cortical actin cytoskeleton. Gene Ontology annotation, biological process: regulation of establishment or maintenance of cell polarity; regulation of Notch signaling pathway; establishment of spindle orientation. The record is from RefSeq and is a predicted model, not a curated record.